Messenger RNA from Momordica charantia (bitter melon), 2220 nucleotides. RefSeq names its product muscle M-line assembly protein. Gene Ontology annotation, molecular function: DNA binding. Lineage: Eukaryota; Viridiplantae; Streptophyta; Magnoliopsida; Cucurbitales; Cucurbitaceae. The record is from RefSeq and is a predicted model, not a curated record.
CGCCUCCAAUUCCAUGAAAUCGGACAAAGCAAAGGGGGUGGUUGCUUUGCUUUCUUGUGUGGCUCAGGCUCGCGGUCUCAGUUCUCAGUCUGGCUUCGUCUCUGCUCCCCUAAUCCAUUUGAACGACGUUGCCCAUCUUCCAACGACCAACAAAGUAACCUUUCCCACGCCAUUAUAAUGCCAAUUCCUCUGCUGAUCUGUGUUUUCAACUGAAUUCCGGAGGUUUAGUUUGACUGAAUGAGCUCCCAUGCCUUUGUUAGCUGAGAUUUCUACUACUCAGCCUGUCUUCCACAGUUUUUCUCGUACCUUCACUGUUCAAUCAUGCUUUCGUGUUAACAAGUCACUGGCUUCACUUACUAUUUGGAAUGAAAAGGAGUUUUUCUCUUCUGGGAAGUCCCUGAUUUUACCGAAACSGGUGAACUUCACUGAGAUUCCCAGGCGGGGGAUUUUUAUUAGAGCGGUUGCCACCCUUGAAUCCAUUCGUGUGGUUCAUGAUGGGAACGGCCAAAGAAAGGGGUGCAAUGAUUCUGUGGGGGAAUUUGGGAAUUCUCAGGUGGGUGCUACUGUUGCCCCGAGUUCUUCAGACGUUCGGCUUGCAUCCUCCAGUGGAGAUUCGGAAGAAUUGGAUGCGAGAGAAAGGUUGAGGCGAGAGAGGAUUUCCAAAGCAAAUAAAGGAAACACGCCGUGGAACAAAGGGAGAAAGCAUAGUGCUGAGACCCUUAAACGAAUCAAGGAGCGAACAAGGCUUGCGAUGCAGGAUCCUAAGGUAAAAAUGAAGUUGGUUAAGCUUGGCCAUGCUCAGAGUGAAGAAACAAGGAUGAAAAUUGGGGUUGGAGUGCGAAUGGGUUGGCAAAGACGCCGUGAGAAGCUGAUAUUACAGGAAACUUGCCACUUUGAGUGGCAGAAUUUAAUUGCUGAAGGUUCAAGACGAGGCUACAAGGGUGAGGAAGAGCUGCAGUGGGACUCCUACCAAAUCUUGGAUGAAGAACUGAAAAAGGAGUGGUUGGAGAGUGUUGAGCAACGGAAAAAAAUGCCCCGGCCGGUUGGAAACAGGAGAGCACCAAAGUCAGCUGCGCAGAGGAGGAAGAUAUCGGAAUCCAUCUCUGCAAAGUGGGCUGAUCCUGAAUAUCGUGAUCGAGUCUGCUCUGCCCUGGCUAAAUAUCAUGGCACACCUGCUGGAGUCAACAGAAGGCCAAGGAGAAAGCGUAGCGAAAGUACAGAGACCACAAGAAACACACAGAAGAAAGAAAAGAGUGAGGUCAACUCUUCUUUUGCAGGUGGGUCUACAAUUGAAAGUCAACGAUUGAGACUCAGGAAAAGCAAAGCACCACGGUUUAAAGACCCUUUAGCGAGCUCGAAGCUGGAAAUGAUAAAGAGUAUCAGGGCACAGAGAGCAAUCGCAGAAACUCAAAAAACGGAAGCCAUUGAGCGAGCUAGACUCUUGAUUGCUGAAGCUGAGAAGGCCGCCAAGGCCCUUGAGGUUGCUGCUAAUAGAAGCCCCAUUGCUCGAGCUUCCCUAUUGGAAACGAGAAAGCUCAUAGCUGAAGCAAUACAAUCAAUUGAAUCCAUAGAUAUCGAGCAGAUGGCAUCACCACAGACUGAAGAACAGAGUGCAGCAGCCUCAUACUCCCACCAAGCGGGUAUCCAAAACGACGAGGGAGGUUCACUUGCAGGAAAAGAAGACCAAAAUGGUGCCGUUCAACCAGUGGCAAACGGGACCCAGUUGUUUCCAUCGAGCAUAGAUAAAGAUUUUGAUUUUAGUAAGUUCAGUUUGCAGGAUCUACUUGGUGGAGAGAAGGAACCUCCAGCAAGCUCCAACGGGUACGGCGUAUCUCAUUCAAGUUUUUCAACUCUGACAAAUCACGUUAAUGGGAGUAAGCCAUCUGACCAUAAACCUUCCUUAAAUGUGACCAAACUUCGCCUCCUGGAAGAGAAAGCGGAUUCCCAAGUGAUUACUUUCACUAAGAAAUGGGUUCGUGGGAGACUGGUUGAAGUAGCCGAAGGAGCUUAGUGAUGUCUAAUGAAGCACAUUUAUUUAUCUCAACUGUGUAAUACAAACUAGCUGUUUCUGUUGAGUUUUGGAGCAUUCAUGAUAGUCAUGUAUCGACAUUAGAUCAGCAACCUCUGUCUUGUUCGACUUCCUAUUUAAACAAUCUCAACAGUGUAGGCUGUGAUAAUUCACUUGCUCCCAUUGACAAAACUACUAUUUGCCAGAGUUCU